This is a messenger RNA of Symbiodinium sp. CCMP2456, 720 nucleotides long. Lineage: Eukaryota; Dinophyceae; Suessiales; Symbiodiniaceae. The record is from the annotation of a GenBank genome assembly.
AUGUGGCGUGCAAUCGCCAUUGUCAUUCUUGGCCAAGCCAGAGCCGUCAAGCUAGCUGCGAUACCCGUCUGCAAAGGCAGCCUGGUGCCUUCAAGCAAGAUGUGCCAGGACUUGACUCUGGCUGAGUGUGCUGAUUCGUACAUCAUCGAGACGGAUUCUACGUACAUGCAGUGUGGCAUCACGACUGGCAAACAGUGCCUGACCAUUGGCCCCAUCUGUCAGAAGCCCAAGGUCUCUCUGCCAGACGGCGGCCUGGAGUUCUACUUCGGCUCCUCUUUGGCCUCAGGGGUGGCGUCGGAUAGCAUCCUCGACAAGGGGAAAAGCUAUGGCAGUCAGAAGGCGAGCGGUAUGGACUACGGCUGGUUGUGCAACGGAUCACCGAUCACGGGCUACGACUUCGCAGGAGGCCGUCGAGGCCCGCCGCGGAGCACAUAUGGCCUGAACCACUUCGACCGCAGCAACAAGUGCAAGUCUGGGAGCACCUACCUUCCCGUCACCUGGAAGCUGGAUGUCCCUGAUGGAAAGUACAAGGUGGAGGUGAUCUUCCCUGAGUCAACAACGCCAGAAUGCCAGGUCCAGGGUUCGAAAGUUUGCGGCUCACGAGGCCCCUGCACCUACAGCAAGGUCAUCCAGGUCACUGGCGGCCUGAAGGUCACCGGCUACGGUCAUGACUCCCGUAAGUGCCAUUCCGUGAGCAAGGUGAAGGUGAUGCCCGCAUAG